This is a messenger RNA of Momordica charantia (bitter melon), 962 nucleotides long. RefSeq names its product NDR1/HIN1-like protein 10. Gene Ontology annotation, biological process: defense response to other organism. NCBI's taxonomy places the organism in Eukaryota, Viridiplantae, Streptophyta, Magnoliopsida, Cucurbitales, Cucurbitaceae. The record is from RefSeq and is a predicted model, not a curated record. Gene Ontology annotation, cellular component: plasma membrane.
CCCCCUCCUCAAGAAACCCCAAAACAACACAAUACACACACACACACACUUCUUUUCACAUAAGAGAUUGAGAACAAGAAAACCCUCCAUUAAUCUCUGCAACAUGAGCACCACUACACAGACCUCGAAAGAGAGCUCCAAUGGCGGCCAAACCCAGAACAGGAAGCCACCAAAACGCACCACCAUAAUGAGAAUCAUAGGAAGAACAAUGCUGGGAAUUAUAAUCCUUUUGGGGCUCUCCAUGGUCAUAAACUGGCUUCUCAUCAUCCCCAAAGCUCCCACUUACAAUGUGGAGACUUGCAAUGUCACAGCCAACGCAUUAACAGACAGAAACCUCAACGCCACCCUCGCUUUUACCAUCAAAACCUCCAAUCCCAACCGGAGAGCCGCCAUCGACAUCGACUCCAUGAGAGUUACGGUGGAAUACCUCGGCCAGAGGUUUCGCUCCACCGUCCCCUCCUUCUCCCUCGCCCCCGGGAAACAGACCCUCCUCAAGCCCGCCGUCGAGGUUUUCUCCACAUCGCCCUUUGGGAAUCUCAACGACACCGUACGCUCCAACGGGUUCGAAGUCGACCUUCGCCUCGAGGCGAAGAUCAGGUACGCUAUCGAGAAAUGGACAUCGAAACGUCGAUCGCUGGAGAUCUACUGUGAUUUGGUGGGCGGGCUAAAGAUCAACACUUCUACACCCCUUGAUAACAAAAAAUGCAGAGUGGAUCUCUGAGAAUUACUUAAUGAUCUUAAGAAGUUGUUGGAAGUUUGCAGCUAAUUUUGGACAAGGAAAGUUUUAUUGUUUUCCGAAAUUAUUGAUCAAACCAUAUAGAAUAAUAAUGUGGUUGAUAAUUCUAUGUUGUUCUUACUGUACGAGAGAGAAAUUCAAAUUUGUAAUUUGAAUAGCGGUCACGGAAUGAUUAUUGUGGAGAAGGAAUAGUUUUUAUAUAAAGAAGUAGCAAUACGUUGAAUUA